UGGCUGAGGAACCCCGGCCCCCAGCACGAGAAACGGACUCUCUUUGGAGACAUAGUAUGCUUCCUGUUCAUCACUCCGCUGGCGACCAUCUCUGGCUGGUUGUGUCUACGAGGAGCAGUGGACCAUCUGCACUUUAGUAGUAGGCUAGAAGCUGUCGGCCUCAUUGCACUCACUGUCGCACUCUUCACUAUUUACCUCUUUUGGACCCUAGUAUCCUUUAGGUAUCACUGUAGGUUAUACAGUGAAUGGCGUCGGACCAAUCAGCGGGUGAUACUCCUAAUCCCAAAGUCUGCCAACGUCCCCUCCAACCAGCAGUCCCUGCUGGGCCUGCAGUCCCUCAAAAGGAACUCAAAGGAGACAAUUGUUUGA
Tauraco erythrolophus (red-crested turaco) is the source of this 369-nucleotide messenger RNA. Lineage: Eukaryota; Metazoa; Chordata; Aves; Musophagiformes; Musophagidae. The record is from RefSeq and is a predicted model, not a curated record.